Messenger RNA from Peromyscus leucopus (white-footed mouse), 1754 nucleotides. It is a transcript of the gene Aqp10, whose product is annotated as aquaporin 10. Gene Ontology annotation, molecular function: urea transmembrane transporter activity; glycerol channel activity; water channel activity. Gene Ontology annotation, cellular component: plasma membrane; basolateral plasma membrane. The record is from RefSeq and is a predicted model, not a curated record. NCBI's taxonomy places the organism in Eukaryota, Metazoa, Chordata, Mammalia, Rodentia, Cricetidae. Gene Ontology annotation, biological process: glycerol transmembrane transport; water transport.
AUGUACAUGUACCACAAAUACACCUGGCACCCUUGGAAGUCAGAAGAGGGCAUUGGAUCCCCUGCCUACGGUCGGCCAUCCAUUACCACGGCCUACGGUCUUCAGUCCAUUACCACAGCCUACGGUCCAUUACCACAGCUACGGUCCACCAUUACCACAGCCUACGGUCGGCAAUCCAUUACCACAGCCUACGGUCUUCAGUCCAUUACCACAGCCUACGCCUACGGUCUUCAGUCCAUUACCACAGCCUACGGUCGGCAAUCCAUUACCACAGCCUACGGUCUUCAGUCCACCACCACAGCCUACGGUCUUCAGUCCAUUACCACAGCCUACGGUCGGCAAUCCAUUACCACGGCCUACGGUCUUCAGUCCAUUACCACAGCCUAUGGUCUUCAGUUCAGUGUCUCUAGAUGGACCCACCCCCGAAUCCGAAGCCUCAUGGCCCGACAGUGCCUGGCAGAGUUUCUGGGUGUAUUUGUGCUAGUGCUCGCCAUACAGCGUUCUGUGGCCCACGCUGUCACCAGAGAAGGAAACAAAGGUGACUUCUCAAUGUUUCUGGCCACCUCUCUGGCUGUUACAGUAGCUAUCUACAUGGCAGGCAAUGUCUCAGGAGCCCACCUAAACCCAGCCUUCUCUCUGGCCAUGUGCUUGGGGGGCGCCUCCCUAGGCCACGCCCCCUCCCCUGGGCCACGCCCCCUCCCUGAGCCACGCCCCCUCCCCUGGGCCACGGUCCCCCCAUUUGCUGCUUUGUGUAACUGUUGUGUGCUUCUGUGCCUCAGGAGCUCCCUGCAUCCCGUGGUAGCAGAGGGGACAGGACUGGGGGCAGCUGUUGUGGGCAGGGGUGCCUUGCAGGGGUUUGGGAUAAACAAAGAAACUCUUGAGUGUCUCUCUCCUGAAGAUGCCCUCCAGCACUACACAGGCGGGAACCUGACAGUGACUGGUCCCAAAGAGACGGCCUCCAUUUUUGCCGCCUGCCCUUCCCCCUGUCUGUCCCUGAUCAAUGGCUUCUUGGAUCAGGUUCUGGGCACCUGGACGCUGAUUGUGGGGCUGUCAGUGAUCCCAGACAGACGGAAGAAAGGAGCUGCAGGGCUCGAGCCUGUGGUGGUGGGACUGCUGAUGCUUGCCAUCGGACUAGCCAUGGAUGCUAGUGGUUUUCCGCUCCACCCUGUCCGGGACCUGAGCCCACGGCUCUUCACCUACUUUGCUGGCUGGGGCUCUGAGGUCUUCAGUACAGGGAAUGGCUGGUGGUGGGUGCCUGUGGUGGCUCCUAUGCUGGGGUCCACCCUCGGCACAGUCACAUCCCAGCUCCUGGUGGCUCUGCACCUCCCUGAGGACCCAGAGCCAGUUCAAAGGUGGGUAGCAGCUCAGCUUGAGGCUUCAGACGUGGGAACUCCAGCUCAGCUGGAGUGUAAGCUGUGAUGAUUGCCAACCUUCUCUCACUCUGCAAAAGCACCAUGACCUGUCAAGCUUGCAAGACAGAUAUUCUCUGUGUUAAUAUGCCAGACCCCGGGACGCUUCUGUUUACUCUCUCCUGCUUAAACUGGGGAGAACCAGAGGACAUGAUCAGGCUCUUCUUCCAAACUGGUCUUUUCACCCUGAGGGCCUUUAGGCACACAGUUCCUUAAAGUGGCCGCUAGGGGGUGUGCGCACUGGCCGCUGGCUUUGGGAAGGUUUCUAGAAUCUGUUGGGUGGCGAGGUACUACCAUCCUUUGAGGGGUAGGGACCAGGGGCUUCUGGAGAGAAGCUUGGUUUCC